AUGAGGGACAGAAUAACCUUGGUCGCAUGCGAUAUGCAUUAUGCCUUGUCAAACUACGGCAGGUUGGCCAACCCCGACUACAACAUCAUCUUGCUGCUUGAAAGCAUUGCCAGGAAGUUUUUCCCGCCAGAAGAAUAUCACAAAUUAGAAUUAGAUGGAGGUCAUGGUAAAGGAAAACGGGCCAAGGCCAAAUAUGCCUACAGGGUCAUGGUCAAGCGGCUCAAGGAUGAGGUUUUGCCCUCCUUGGAAAAGGCCUACUUUGCCUAG
Prunus armeniaca (apricot) is the source of this 267-nucleotide messenger RNA. The record is from the annotation of a GenBank genome assembly. NCBI's taxonomy places the organism in Eukaryota, Viridiplantae, Streptophyta, Magnoliopsida, Rosales, Rosaceae.